Messenger RNA from Vicia faba (fava bean), 609 nucleotides. The record is from the annotation of a GenBank genome assembly. Lineage: Eukaryota; Viridiplantae; Streptophyta; Magnoliopsida; Fabales; Fabaceae.
AUGACUUCUUCUCCUCUUCUCUUUCGCGACUCAGCGGCGGCGCCCAACUCGAUCUUCCUAUUUGUUUUCCAUGAUGAUUUCGCCACCAGCGAUCAACACAGCAUAACUGUGUCAUCUCCGUUGUCGCUUCUUCUCCGAACUUCGUUUCGGUUCCAAACCCUAGCAUACGAUAAACGGAAUCGCAACACCAACCGAAUAGGGGAACAAAGGCCGUUGAAAAUGGAAAUUGAAGAUUGGAUCCGCGAUGAAGGUGAUGAUUGGAGAAUCAGUGAAGGUUGGAUGAUGGUGAUUAGGAUCCAGAGUUUAUUGAGUGAGCUACAGAGAGGGAAGGUUGUGGAUGAUGAUGAUGGUGCCAAGUUCUGUUUCCGCGGCAUCCUCGACGAAUCAAUCGGCGAGGGAACCCAUUUCCUCAUCCCAUGGGUUCAAAAACCCUACAUCUUCGAUAUCAAAACCCGCCCCCAUACUUUCUCAUCAAUAUCUGGCACCAAAGAUCUUCAAAUGGUUAACCUAACUCUCCGAGUCCUCUCUCGUCCCGACACCGCGAAACUCCCUGUCAUCGUUCAAAACCUCGGUCUCGAAUACGACGAGAGAGUGACGCUGCUAUAUUGA